GUUUUACACAAUUAAAUUGAUCCCUUGCUACCCUCUGUUUUUGGAUUUUGACAGAGGCAACUAUAAAUAUUACUAAUUGAUCUCAUGCAGUCCAAGUAUAAAAUGCAAAAUGAUUUCAAUUUGUUUACUAAUUUCCUGCUUUUUCCUUCAUAUCUCAGAAGCCAAAGAAAUGCUUCUGUGAUCAAGGGGAUAAAUUGCAGAGGAACAACAAAUGACAAGUGCUCCUUAACUUUUGUGUUUUUUUAUUAAUUUUGUUGAAUCAUUGACAAAGUAUGAAAAGUGUAGAAUUUGCAGCAAUUUCAAAACCAAAUAAACUCACACAUUAAAUAACAAAACAGUGUUCAUUUAGUGUUAAAAGAGGGAUUAAUUGGUAGUACCAGUCUUGAAGUUAAUUAGUACUUAGUAUGCCAGAAGAAUCAGUUGACCAGCAGCAUUUUUUCUUCCUCGGUUUGCUGUCAUGGUCAGUCCAUACAAUUCUAUUAGCUGUUAAAGGUGCUUUUCUGAGUGUUGUACACAAACAAAGGAGGAUCUCAAAGAAAGCUAUUGAAAGAGAAAACUUGAAAGUUUGAAGCUGAAAUUAUAUUUAAAAAAAUAUAUUCAAAGUUUCAUAUCUUGGCUUGUAAAGUGUAUUUAAGGCAUGUCCAAAUAAUCCAGUAGAAUAGUAUAAAACUGUAAAAAAAUCAUUACAAAAGAUAUAAAAUUACUGUUUUACCGAUUUCAGUCCAUCCAACGGACACUUAUCCUUUUUACAUGUACUUUACAGCAGGGAGAAAUAUCAGAAUUUUCUGUGAUCAACUCAGUACAACUGACAGGCACAAAGUAAUUACUUACUGCUGCUUCAAUUAAAAAAAUAAAAAAUAAAUAAAUAAAUAAAAAGAACAUACCCUUUUCAAAAGCUAUUGAAGAGGGAAAUAAUUCUUCUUAGAAGAAGAAAUUCCAGUUUAUUUUAAGAGGGGUAGAAGACAAGAAGCAGACAUAUUUAGAUAAAUACGCCAUAGAUGGGUAGGUUGGUUUUUAAUGAAGGAGAUGGACUGCGGUUUUUCAAGUUCAUACUUGAAGCCACCAUCCGUGAGGGAAAAAUCAUGCUUCCUAAGAAAUUUGUGAGACGACAUGGGAAUGAAAUCCCAAGUACUGUAACCCUUGAGACCCCAACUGGUGCUUCAUGGCAAGUAGAGCUGUUGAAGAACAGUACCGGAGGAGAGUUUUGGUUUGACAAGGGCUGGAAAGAAUUUGUGGAGGGCCUCUCUCUUGAGCAUGGAAAUGUAGUCUUCUUUAAAUAUGAUGGAGUUUGCCAUUUUGAUGUGAUCAUAUGUGAUGAAAGUGGGAUAGAGAUUGAGUAUUCAAGCAAUGAACUAGAACUAAUAAACUCGGCAGUAGAUGAAGAUUACAUGCAAUUUCUGAAUACUCUGGAACAGUGAUGCUUUCAACUCGUCAAGAUAAGAAUGUGUUAGGAGUUUCCAUUUCCAAAGGUGUUUGUUUCUUGAACUAUGUUCUCUUUCUUUCUUUUUUCUUUUCUUUUUUUUUGGUUUUCAGUUAUCAGUUAUGAGUUAUCAAGGUCAACUUUUGAUCUUUGGCAAAAGAAAGAUCCUAUUGAGAUUUGGUGAGAUA
This is a messenger RNA of Ricinus communis (castor bean), 1608 nucleotides long. Its product is annotated as B3 domain-containing protein At3g18960. Gene Ontology annotation, molecular function: DNA binding. NCBI's taxonomy places the organism in Eukaryota, Viridiplantae, Streptophyta, Magnoliopsida, Malpighiales, Euphorbiaceae. The transcript has 3 exons. The coding region runs from base 999 to 1418 and encodes 139 amino acids. The record is from RefSeq and is a predicted model, not a curated record.